Messenger RNA from Trichoderma asperellum CBS 433.97, 1905 nucleotides. RefSeq lists its product as uncharacterized. The record is from RefSeq and is a predicted model, not a curated record. Lineage: Eukaryota; Fungi; Ascomycota; Sordariomycetes; Hypocreales; Hypocreaceae. Gene Ontology annotation, biological process: regulation of DNA-templated transcription. Gene Ontology annotation, molecular function: zinc ion binding; DNA-binding transcription factor activity, RNA polymerase II-specific.
AUGGAUCGACAGCGCAAUGAUACUGGAUGGACCCCGCCUCGCAGAGACGGCACUAGUCCAUCCCUUCCUUCAACAGUCGACGGUAGCAGGAAUAGGAACCUUGGAUCAGACCGUCGGCGACGCGCCGCCAUAGCAUGCCGUGUUUGCCGGGCUCGCAAGGUCAAGUGUUCCAAUGAGAAGCCUUCCUGUGCGGGAUGCGUUAGGCUCGGCUGCGAAUGCGUGUAUCCCAAGCCCCCGAGAAACGGGCUACAGCCUUCCAACGAAAGCAACUCUGAAGUUAUCGGCCUUCUCCAUGAUAUCCUCCAGAGGUUACCGCCGGCACAAAAGCAUGAGAGAGAGGCUAGUCACGCCCUUCCUGUCAUUUCACUCGCCUUUACAGCCGUAGACCAUGUUUUUGGAUGGCCAGUAUUCGAUGCUAAUAGAUCAGACGAUUGGGCACCCUUUUGCGUCUUAGCUGCUACCAAGAUGCAGGACUUUCAGCACAAGGCGAGCCCGGCCAUUGGCACGCAGCAGCUGGACUGGGAUGAAAUUCCCGCGUUGUUGACGAAAUUCCUGCGAAUGGCCCACACCAUGAAUCCCAUUCUGGACUGCACCACUCUGAUGAGAUACGGGAGGGCUGUUGCUGAACUGGGCCCGCAGUGGGACUCUCGCACGUGCCUUGUGCUUGUUGCCGCGGCGCUAGGCGCAAUUUCUAGCCCCUUCAGUUCCUUUCCUGACACGGUAGAGAGUCUCUCGAGCUCCUCAUCGCAACAAGGCGGCACUGCGUCUCGUCAAAAGGCUCAAUCAUAUUACGAGUACGCCCGGAGGCGAUUUGGUCUGCUGGGCAUUAGCCUUACGUCAUGUCAUUGCUACUUCUUGUCAGGAGUAUAUCUUUUAUACACUCUGCGUCCGAUAGAAGCCUGGCAGGCGUUUUCUCAGGCGUCAUCGCAGUACACUGUAUACUUGAAAUGCCUGGCCACGAGACGUGUUACACAAACAACAGAUCCUAUUGAUAGCGACCAGAUCCCUGACGAACAUGACUGUCAUGAUGAUCUGAGACAUUGCCUCGAGCAGCGGCUCUAUUGGAGCUGUGUCAAGUCUGAAAAUGACAUGUGCAGCGAGGUCGAGCUGCCCAGAUCUGCUUUGCACGCCCUCAAUUUUCCCUACCAAUUCCCUUCCCCUCCAACACCGAAAAGCGUCGACGGAUUGGAUGAUCGUCAAUACUUUGACACAUCAGCAUCAUCAGCCACUACUGUUUCGUCAGUGUCUAGUCAUACUGUUGAUAUACCGGAUUUUAAAGAAAUCCAUGAGAACUCGUGGUUCAACUACCUUUCCGAGUUAUCUCUCUCUAAGCUCUCAGUCCGCGUUGAUCAGGCGUUUUACUCGGGACCCCCGUCUGCAUGGGCGAGUAUGGAUAUACUCGACAUGAUAAGCACGGCACGAACUUUUGAGAAGCAGAUAGAGCAGUGGCAAGAGACUCUUCCAGGUACCAUUUCUUGCUUCAACAAGCCACUGAACCUGCCGACAGUCAGUGAGUUUCAGUUGGCGCCUUGGUUGCGAUCCGCGAAUAUCAAGCUGCGCGUCUAUCGCCCAUUCUUGUAUCUCCUUGCACACGGCCAGGAUCGAGACUGGUCGAUCAAUGAGUCACUGACACAGCUGGCAGAAAAGGCGGUACUAAUCUGUCUUGAUCCGCUGUUCAACCUUGGACUGAGACAUAGACAUGCUGGAGCGUGGCUUAGGUGCCGUGAUACAGCCUGCCGCGCCAUGAUACUUGUCUGUGCGGCGCGAAUUGGGCUCCUAAGCAGGAUGGCACUUGAGCAACAAGCGCAGGAAGCACUAAAGAUAUGCAUUGCACAUAUGCGCUAUUGGGAGGCAGAGGCAGAAGACAUUCGCGUAGCUCGCCAAGCUCUUGAACGUAUGAUUUGA